Molecule: messenger RNA, 3294 nt
Organism: Paramuricea clavata
Lineage: Eukaryota; Metazoa; Cnidaria; Anthozoa; Malacalcyonacea; Plexauridae
Source: the annotation of a GenBank genome assembly
AUGGAAGUACCUGACCACUUUCUUGUUGAUACUGGUAAAGUUUAUUCAACCUUACGACAUAUUAAAGACUUUAAAGUUACUAAGUCGCCAGGUCCUUAUAAUAUUCCCAACAAGAUUUUGAAGACCUUUGCAUUCGAACUUGCACCUGUUGUUACAGACAUCUACAAUGCUUCAAUGGUACAAGGAAAUUUCCCACAACAAUUAAAGCGUGCUUUUGUCAUACCCAUCCCUAAAGUAUCUCCUCUAGGAUCCAUCGAGAACGAUUUUCGACCAAUAUCUCUUACGUCCCAGAUUGGUAAAGUGAUGCAAAGGUUUUACGUUGGAUUCGUUGCUAGGUGAAGUAAGCAAUAAAUUGGAUACUAAACAGUUUGCUAUGCCUAGGAAAUCAACCACUCUGGUCCACUCAGGCAUCGGUUUCCCUCCUGCAUCUGAUUCAUACUGGUUCAUGCUGGUUUAGACGUAGGACAUUGUUAUGCAAGAUUAUUCUUUGCCGAUUUUAGGAAAGGCUUCGAUCUCGUUGAUCACAAUUUCAUUAUUGGUGAACUUAGAAACCUCCAAGUCCAUCUGGCUGUUAUUAGAUGGAUUAAGUCCUUUCUUACUGGCCUGGAGCAAAGUGUAAAACUCGCAACGGCAUCUUCUUCCUGGAAGAAAGUGAACGGUGGCCUACCUCAGGGCACUAACCUUGGCCCUAUUCUCUUCGCCAUCCUUACUAACUCCCUUUUGAAAGAUUGGCAGGGGCGGGUAAAGAUCGUUGAUGACACCACAUUGUUGGAGAUUGUCCCGCGGAGUUCGCCUAGUGUACUACAUGUCGUUGUUGACGAAAUCUUUAAUUUUGCAUCGAAUCGGGGAAUGGAACUUAAUCCAAAAAAAUGUAAGGAAAUGGUUAUAUCCUUCCUUGAAUACAGUCUGCAAUGUGAUAAUGUGAUUCACAUAUCUGGAGUGCCUAUUGAACUUGUUUCAUCUUUUAAAUUACUUGGCUUGUUAUCUGAUGAUCUUUCAUGGAACUGUCAUGUGGACUACGUUAUCAAAAAGGCAAAUACAAGGCUUUAUGCGCUUCGCAUACUUAAGAAAGCUGGUUUAAGUAAGUCGGAGCUUGUCGAUAUUUAUUGCUCGUUUAUAAGAUCGCGAAUUGAGUACGCUUCUCCAGCAUGGUCAUCUUCGACGGUUUAUCUAUCUGGUGUUAUUGAAUCAAUUCGAAAACGGGCAUUACGAAUAAUUUAUCCUGACACGUCUUAUGAAGGGGCUUUGAUUUGCACAGGAUUGGAAACUCUUAGUACCCGUAGAGAUAAUUCAUGUAUAAAAUUUAUUACCGAACACAAUUAUUAUUUUAGAACACAAUCAACUAACAAAUUUAUCACGAACACUGAUCGCUUUGGAAAUUUUGUAACAGUUAAAUAUGUUUGAUAUUUAUAUUUAUAAUCUUAGUAUGUUUACCUUAUUAUAUUCUAUUGUACCGUGUAAUUCAGUUGUUACUGCAAUUCGGUUUAUUAAACAGAUUAUUAUUAUUAUUAUACUUGUUAAAAGCGAUAUAUAUUUGUUAGUUUUGAUUUAAAUUAUAACAUAUAUAUGGAUAAAGGUGUUGUGUGGACAGGUAAAGUUGGGGUACGAUAUUUGUACGUCAAAGGUUCGGUUACGGUAUGGUAAUCUACGUUACGUUACAGGUACGUUAUGGUGAGGUGCGUUACAGUAAGGUUAGGUAUUCUCGGGUACGUUACGCUAAGUCACGGUUAGGUCAGUAUAGGUACGUGAUGGUAAGGUAUGAUACGGAAACUGUCUGUACCAGUGUAGGUACAGUAGUACCAAUGUGAAAAUGCUGUGCUGAGUGGUUAUAUUACUACCUGAAAUAAACAAGCAGAAACUCGACGUUUCGAGCGAAGGCCCUUCGUCAAGAGUUAGUAGUCUAACUCUGCUACUAACUCUUGACGAAGGGCCUUCGCUCGAAACGUCGAGUUUCUGCUUGUUUAUUUCAGGUAGUAAAUAAAUAUAACUACUCAGCACAGCAUUUUCAUAAGAUAUGAUACGGGUACGUUACUGUUACGGUAUGGGUACGUUAUGGUAUAAGUCACGGUACCGGUAUGGGUGCGUAACGGUAAGGGACGGCUGCGACACAAGUACAUUACGAUACGGUGUGGAUAUGUUAUGGUAAGGUAUAUGGGUACGUUACUGUAAGGUACACGGUAUGGUAAGUGCAGUGGAGGUAUGUUACGCUAAGAUAUGGCAAGGUACGUUACAGUAAGGCACACGUCGUGUAUUACAUCAUAAGGUAUCAUAAGUAACAGUAGGAGUACAGUGUUAAAGUGUUACGUAAAAACUCCAGGUAAACUUAGAAAUAUAUUUCAUUGUUUACUUAUUCAAAUCACAGGUUUUAUACAAGGCAAAACAUGCAAUACUGAAUAGUACUUACAAAGGAUAUUUAAUUGUCGUCCAGUUCAAGGUCAUGCAUGGUUUGAAUAGCUAAGAACAUGAAAAUACUGUAUAUAUAGUGUUAUUCAAGUAUAAUAUAAAUGCUUUUUCUUAAGGCUUAUGAAACACUGUGUGGCGAACGAGGGGCUCAGAUGAGUGGAGGUCAAAAACAACGUAUUGCCAUCGCCAGGGCGUUGAUCAGAAAUCCAACAAUACUACUGUUAGAUGAAGCCACCUCGGCUCUUGAUAACGAAAGUGAAUCUAUUGUACAAGAGGCGUUAGAUAAGGUAAAAAUAUAAAAUUAUUACCAAGCUGUUACGGAGACAUCCCUUACGUCAAUUUUCACAUUAAAAACCCAUUUAUGUUUUUUCUAGGCAGGAGAAGGUCGGACAACAUUCGUUAUUGCACAUCGUCUUUCUACAGUCCGUGAUGCAGAUAUGAUUGUCGCUGUGAAAGAUGGCGCUGUAGCUGAAGUCGGUACACAUGAUGAAUUGAUAGAGAAAGAUGGUGUCUAUAAAAAGCUAGUUUUACAACAAGUACGUUGAAACUAUAGGAUGGUGCAUGUGUUUUUCGCUGCGCUCGAGUUAACUAUUAUAUUUUGUAACUUACUCAUAUGUGUAUAUUUAUAACCAUAUAUUUGUUUGGAAAAAUUGAUGGAAGGUUCCAACGUUUUGGAAAUAAGCUGGGCAAUGCGCAAAAUGCAAUAUCCUCAACUUGGAAGGAAUGAAACCUACUAUUCUAUUAUAUUGCCGUUCAAUGUUAUAUUGGGUCGUUGUAUUCAUUACAUUAUGGUCCUUUCGCUAUAUGUAUUUUUAAUAUCAAUCAUUGUUUAUUUUUUAGACUGUCGAGGAAGCUGAAGAUGAUAACACAGAGGAAGAAGUCGAGGGUAUG